Molecule: messenger RNA, 345 nt
Organism: Mesorhabditis belari
Lineage: Eukaryota; Metazoa; Nematoda; Chromadorea; Rhabditida; Rhabditidae
Source: the annotation of a GenBank genome assembly
AUGUUCUUAUCAUUUCGAGUGAUCACACUACGAAAUACGAAUGAUCUGGUGAUCCCAAUCAGUGGUCUCAUGGGUGUUUCUGGUCUUGGAGAAGCUCUCUUUUGUGGUGGAACCCAUCUAAUCAUUGUGCCUCUUGAUCUACUCAAGUGUCGAAUGCAAGUUGACCGAAGAUCCCAUCCUUCUUUGUCGACGGUUUUUCGAUCUCCGAUAAUGGUGUUAUAUGUGCUGGGGUUCUCACCCUCUCGAUGUGAUCGUCUCUCAAAUGUCCAACAACGCUUACAUCGAUUUCCGUUCGAAGAUUCGAAAUGUUCGAUUGAUAGGAAUGUGGUCUCGAGACGCGAAUUU